GUUGCGUCAAACCAGGAAGACUAUUAUAAGAAUGCACAUUUAAAAUAGUUUCUUUACGAGUUAUUUCCUAUAUUAGUUGAGUUAUACUUUUUCCAAAGCUUAAUAGCAAAGCUAUUAGGAAAUUAUCCUAGCUGUAAAGUGAAAUUAGUAGUUCACUAAAUGCACUUUCAUAACUACUGAAGUGAAGGACUAUUAUUACACAAGCUCUUCACUGGAACUAUUAUCAAGCAAGUAACACAUGAUGAGCAAGCAGCUUCAGCUGUGUCUCGCUUUCGUCAUUAUGAUUUCUAAUGUCAACAUGUUUGCAGUGAUGAGAGUUAAAUGGUUGUCUUUUCCUUACGACGUCUUUUUCAAUAGUUCAAUGUUCCAAAGAGUUUUGGAAUGUUUGAAAAGUAAAAAAACAGAAUUGUGUGAGAUUCAAACAUCUAAACAAGACGGUCAAUACGAAGUUAUAUCAACUAAUAAAAAAAUAUCAAGGAUUAGAAAUGUCGAUUUAAGAAAUACAUCAUUUGAAUGUACCUGGGACAAAUUAAACUUUUUAUCAACAAAAUCACUAGGAUGUUCACGUAUGAAUAAACCUGUGGAAAUGCCAAAGGACAAGUGUGAUUUGCCGUUUUUCUUUAUAAUGAAGUGGGAGACAAAUGAAUAUUUUGAUGACGUGUCUUUAUACAACUGUUCAUUGGGGUCGGAGUUAUUCGCCUAUUCAACAAAGCGUCUAACAACAACAAUAACAACAACAAGAUCUAAUGUCACGCUUACAUAUACACCAUCUGAAGGCGAUUUAACGGAUUCUACUUUGACAUACAAUAACGAUACCACAUCUAAUUAUCAAACGUCAGUUACUAUCUUAGAAACCAAAACUAAUGACCAAAGGCCAGAAAGUAUCACUUUUCAACCACGCGAACCAUCAAAAACAUUAAGAAUAUCAGAAGAACUAUCAGAAUCCAAUUCUUUUCAUAAUGCAAAUGUCUUUAUAAUGAACAAUGAAAACACCUCUAUGACAUCGAGUAAUCAGUUAAAUGUUACUAACAUAACUCUCAUCAUAAUCGGCCUUGUUGUCGGCCUCGGCCUGAUAGUUUCACUAGUUAUUGUAUGCCUUCGAUUGCGUAAAAGAAAACAUACAAAUAGUGAAUGUAAAGAUCAACCUUUAGUUCAGUACCGAGAUAACUCAGAACACAAUGGAAGGGCUGUGGUAAAUGUGUUCUCAUUUAGAUCCACUAGCCCGGAUGACCAAUCUAAACCCUUUCCUGCAGUUGAAGAGUUAUUGCACGAUGACUAUCUAUCACUUGACGAGCCUAGUUCCGAGGUGGCGCUGUCACGGACGUCUCAACAAACCAAUGCCACUCUUGUACAAACACGCUCAGAAAAUAGCAAGCUAACAGAAGAAACUGUUACCCCACAACAUCAUGUGCAAGGCGUCUAUUCAAAACUGAAUGAAAACUUAAAAUUAAUGACCAAUGUUUACGGAGACCUACUUCCUGAGAGAAAUGACGCAUCUUUACUGAAUCAUGCAUAUGUUUUACAAACAGAGUCUAGUGAAGAAAAACAGGGUCAAUCUUUAGUUCACUAUCUAGAUACUUUAGAACAAAAUGACAGGGUUGUAGAGAAUGUGUACACAUUUUAUUCAACACACACGGAAGGCAAUUCUAAAUCUUCUCCUGCAGUUGGGGACUUAUUGCAAGAUAAUUAUGUACCAAUCGACACACCAAAUGCCGAGGUAGCACUGCCAACGUGUUGCAGACAAACCAAUGUCUCUCUCCAAGAAACACAAUCUGAAAAUGAGGAAAUAACAGAAGAAACUGUUACGCCACACCGUCAUUUACAAGGCGUGUAUUCUAAACUGAAUGAAAAUAUAAAAUUAAUGACCAAUGUAUACGAUGAUCUACUACCUGCCUGCAAUUCAAAGGACAAAUAUUUACAGUCUAAUGUAAAAGCAAAGAACCCCACAGAUAUAACAAUAAAUCAAACUUGCCUUGAUACUGACACAGUCUAUUCUAACCAGAACAUAACACAACUUGGGAAUUAUUACGAAGAUGUUUCUGGAUCUGACAGUACUAUAAAGCCUCACGACAAAAUCUUGACUUUACUUAAAUGUGAUUCUACGUGUACUACUGUAACUGGAGUAGACGCUGACCAAGACAAUACAGAUGGAACUAUUUACUUUAACGAACACGCGAACCCGUAUUCUAAUCACGUCGACCAUCAAUCUGAACCAAGCAAUAAUUGCAAUAAUGAAAAACUAGAACCGAUUUUUGGUAGUGAAGUGCAAGAAUAAAUGUACUCUUCACCAAUUUACAGAUUGUAUAAACAAUUAGACGAAACUGAAACCACGCAAAGUACACAAAUAAAGAAUCAUUAAAAGGAGUGUAGCUUAACUGUGUAGCUAGAGUGGGGAAGAUGCGUCAAAAUUUAAAAAUUCCCGAGGGCCCCCACUUGAUGGGUCCUACAAAUUAUUGUGUCAAAAAUUUUAUUUACAUUAACUAUAAAACCAAUGUCAUGUUGUUGUUUUCUCUUGCUAUUCAUGUUUUGUUGUAAAUUAGUGACCAUAUUGCAUGUACUCUAUACAUUAGACUUGUAUAUAUAUAUUAAGUACAUUAUCUCAAGUAAUGAUGUCGAAUGUCAAAAUGCAGGGGUCCCUGAAGAAGCCAAGCCCCCCUCCCCCAGGCCCUAAAUACCCUGCUACGCCACUCGUCUUACUUAGAUGAUUAGUAUUUGAAAUGUAGUGAUAACAAGUCUGUUAGUUAAAUAUAGUCACUAGAGUAAUGAAUAUAGUAAAAGUUUUUAAAUUCACCUAGCUCUUAGUCGGUUGAACAGUUGGGACACAAUACAUAAUCUGUUGACAGUCGUUCUCUAAUCCUUUCUGUCUUUUGCAUUGGAUAGAAUUUCAUUCAAUGACAGGCCUGUCCAUUAUUUUAUAUUGUCUUCCCAUCGCUUUCUCUGUAGAUUAUGAAGAUGUUUCUGGAUCUGACAGUAUUAUAAUAUAAACUUUUAUGCUAUCUUAUUGUUUUCUGUUGUAUAAAUUGACAAUUUUAUAAUUGCAACUUCUAAGAUUCAACUAAUGUUUAUUAAUAAAAAAAAAUGUUUGGUUGCUUUUUUAAA
This is a messenger RNA of Biomphalaria glabrata, 3099 nucleotides long. RefSeq lists its product as uncharacterized. The transcript is spliced from 3 exons. Lineage: Eukaryota; Metazoa; Mollusca; Gastropoda; Planorbidae. Bases 239 to 2275 code for a protein of 678 amino acids. The record is from RefSeq and is a predicted model, not a curated record.